Molecule: messenger RNA, 3105 nt
Organism: Osmerus eperlanus (European smelt)
Lineage: Eukaryota; Metazoa; Chordata; Actinopteri; Osmeriformes; Osmeridae
Gene: bckdk
Product: branched chain ketoacid dehydrogenase kinase
Exons: 12
Coding region: 143-1462 (439 amino acids)
Biological process (GO): regulation of glucose metabolic process; protein phosphorylation
Cellular component (GO): mitochondrion
Molecular function (GO): pyruvate dehydrogenase (acetyl-transferring) kinase activity
Source: RefSeq, a predicted model, not a curated record
CCGUAUGUACCCCCUUAAUUUUGUUUUCAGAUACGUGCCUUUGUGCACGGUGGAAAAGUGUAGACUGAUGGCCUGUAGAGGCAGACAUUGAAUUAGAGAAUUUAGAUAUAGAUUCUCCUGUUCGUGAAGAACAAUCUUCAAAAUGCGUCGUAGAGUGACUGGAACAGCGUUGGAGAUGCUGGGCUGUGGUACAAUAACCAGCCCACGGGUGAGCCGUCUUGUGCUGGCCCCCGUCACAAAAACCAUCUCCCCUCUCUCGGCCACAACAGACGGGGAAAGAUUUCGUUCAACGUCUUCAAUUCAACAAGGAUAUACAGAGCUGGCGCGAGAGAGGUCCAAAACUGUCACGUCGUUUUACAACCAGUCUGCAAUCGAUGUUUCAGCAGAGAAGGCCUCGGUCAGACUGACACCAGCAACCCUGUUGUAUGCUGGGAAGUCUCCAGAUGGACAUCAUGUCUUGAGCAGUGCUACGUAUCUACACAAGGAGUUGCCGGUGCGUAUUGCCCACCGCAUCAAGGGCUUCCGCAGCCUUCCCUUCAUCAUUGGCUGCAACCCAACCAUACUGCAAGUGCAUGAACUCUACAUUCGAGCCUACCACAAGCUCUGCGAGUUCCCUCCGAUCAAGGACCAGGAGAUGGAGGGUCGCUUCAGUAAGCUAGUCCAGCAGCUGCUGGAUGACCACAAAGACGUGGUCACCCUCCUCGCCGAGGGCUUCAGGGAAUGCCGCAGACACAUCCAGGAUGAGACCUUGGUCCGUAACUUCCUGGACACCACCCUCACCUCUCGUCUUGGAAUCAGGAUGCUGGCCACCCAUCAUCUGUCCCUGCAUGAGGAGAAUAUCACACAACACAUGAGCAACCCCGAAAAUCCUGAUUUCGUUGGUAUCAUCUGCCGGCGUCUUUCCCCCAAAAAGAUCAUUGAGAAGUGGGUGGACUUUGCAAGGCGUCUGUGUGAGCACCAGUACGGUAACUCGCCCCGGGUGAGGAUCAACGGCCACGUGGCGGCCCGCUUCCCCUUCAUCCCCCUCCCCCUGGACUACAUCCUGCCCGAGCUGCUCAAGAACGCCAUGAGGGCCACCAUGGAAAGCCACCUGGACACGCCGUACAACGUGCCAGAUGUAGGCGUCACCAUUGCCAACAAUGACACAGACUUUGUCAUCAGGAUCUCGGACCGUGGUGGCGGCAUUCCUCACAGCAUCAUAGACAAGGUGAUGGACUACCACUUCAGCACGGCAGAGGAGAGUGCCCAGGACCCGCGCAUGAACACCCUCUUCAACAACAUCACCAACAGUGGCCCCCAGUCAGGCCCCAUGCACGGGUUUGGCUUUGGCCUUCCUACCUCCAGGGCUUAUGCAGAGUACCUGGGCGGAUCUCUGUCCAUCCAGUCCAUGCAGGGCAUCGGCACGGAUGUCUACCUGCGCCUGCGCCACAUCGACGGCAAGGGAGAGAGUUUCCGUGUCUGAGACGCCCUGCUGCUCAGCCUGGGAAACCCCAGAGAGGUGGCAAGAUGGGAUUCGCCCAGUAUUCCUCAACUGGGAAGCUUGGUCACUUCAACGCCGGCUGGCGUUCCACCAUUCUGCAGUCCAGAACAUUUCAAGCGGCCGAGUGGCUUCUGACUAACUCAACUCUACUUCUUGUCCCUUUUUUGGCCUCAGGCUGAAAAGACUGGAAGAGCUUCUUCUGAGUUGGCACUUCCAACUUCUUCUUUUUUUUCUGUCACUUGUCUGCGUAACGUGAGGGUUUGUGAACUUUUGCACUUAUGUCAUCAGAGUGCAUGGUGGUUAGUGUUGGUGUUGUGACUUUGGUAGAACAAGAAAGGGGGGAACAAAGAUCUCCAGCCUUAAAGAUAUUGAUUUGUCAUUUACUUAUUUUUUAAGACCAAUGCUGAUGAGAGUGGUCUUGUGUCUGAAAUGCAUUAGGAUUUAGAUUAAGUUGGUUUUUGCAAGACCUUAUCUUGAAUUACCUGUGAAAGACACCAUGGAGAAAACUGCCAAAACACGUGUGGAAGAGCGUGCAUGUUAUUGGGGAGAAACUAAAAGUUAAACUUUUGGUUUAGUACAGUUUUGUGAGCGCUAUCAGGUGAGGAGAUGGGCAGAGAUGUUCUGUUGCCUUACUGUAUGCUGCUGGUCCUCAGGACAGUAUACUGAUUUUACUUAAACAUUAACCAGUUCAAUAGCCUUUCUGUCAUGCAAUUUGACAUAUAUACCACACCAGAUGAGAGAGAACUGACCUGUUUUAUCCCUCUGUGGAUGAUUAUUGGAAAUGCUAAUCAUCACUUGCAGCAUAGAAGUUUAUCAGUUACAUACUUUAGGUUCAAAACACCAGAAGAGGUGUUUUGUGUUAGUUUAUUGCGUCUUUAUCUACAAAAAAGAGAAUUUGAAGUAUAUCCAUUUUUAUUAUUUGCUUGUUUCCUUUUAUUUGAAAUACACUUUGAAUAUUAUUUUUCUUUGUUACUGACACACAUUCCGCGACGGGUCAAAUAUCAAAACUAAGGAAAACUUUACUUUGUAGUACUAUAGUAGUAGUAGUAAUUUGAGGAGAAUGAUGGAAUCAUGUAAAUACAGUAUUCUGGACUUGAACUAGAAUUCUGGAGAAAGGUACAUCCUUUAGUAUCCACUAGACUGUAUAAUAAAGGAUUGUAGGCACCUGCAUAAUAAUAGUUCCUUGUGAUUUUAAAGGUUUGGGUGGCCCAAGAUUCUUCUAGCAUGAGAAUUACAAUUUGACAGACCGCACCUCAUGAAGGACUGUUGUCCGCGUGCGCCAUCUGCUGGCAAAAUAAAAGAAUACUUACAGACCCUCAAAAAUAGAUGGUAAAGUAUCUUUUGAUAUUAGAAAUUAAAAUGAAGUGUAAUACAUAUUUGUUCCUUUAUUAUCUUUAAAAGUAUGAUAAAGCUGAAACAUUCUUGAUUUUGUGGUCUUGAAAUGGAAGACACAUACCCAUACUCAUGUGUUUCUUGUAUUUCUUCUUUAGGCCAAAUAACUGAAUGGUGUUACUGACAGUAUGCACUGGUGUGGAUUCUGCGGAUGUCUGAUUUUUUGUAUGUUUGUGUCCUCAAGACCUGUCAUUAGUUUAUAGUUAUUGGGCAUUAUUAAACUCUCAACAACA